Messenger RNA from Trypanosoma cruzi, 2253 nucleotides. RefSeq names its product heat shock protein, putative. The transcript has a single exon. Gene Ontology annotation, cellular component: mitochondrial inner membrane. Gene Ontology annotation, molecular function: ATP binding; protein kinase binding; ATP-dependent protein folding chaperone. The record is from RefSeq and is a predicted model, not a curated record. The coding region runs from base 1 to 2253 and encodes 750 amino acids. Gene Ontology annotation, biological process: protein folding. NCBI's taxonomy places the organism in Eukaryota, Euglenozoa, Kinetoplastea, Trypanosomatida, Trypanosomatidae.
AUGCGGCGCGUAUAUCAAAGAAUCUGUCGGGAUGCUCUUAGUCACAGCACCCCGUCGGGCCGCGCGGCUUUCGCUGCUGCUAUCAGUACUCUUUCCGCCGCUUGUGACAGCAGCCGAGGCGGUAACAAAAUACGUGCUGCUCUGGCAACCCCCAUGCGCUUUUGCUCCACCUCGAGCGACGCAGCGACAAAAAAGCCGGCGGACAUCAUCGACGAAGACGUUGUUAUCGACCCAACACCCGCGGCGAAGGAUGGAUCUACAGGCGCUGAUGGAGCCUCGCCAUCAUCAUCAUCGGCAAAGCCCAAUGAAGAUUCCGAGCGGGUGGUUGGAGAACCGGAAGAAAUGGGAUUCAAGACGGAAACACGACAGCUGCUGGAUAUUGUUGCCUGCAGUUUGUACACUGAGAAGGAGGUAUUCAUUCGUGAACUGGUUUCAAACUCCAGUGAUGCUUUGGAGAAGCGCCACCUGUUGGAGAUCAGCAAACCGGAGGAGUACCCGCGUGAGGAGGACGACGAGGCUCCCCUCAUUGCCAUUUCCUGCAACCAGAGCAAAAGUCGCUUUGUUAUUCGCGACACGGGUGUCGGCAUGACGAGAGAGGAACUUGCAGAGAACCUUGGCACCAUUGCGGGCUCCGGAUCAAAGGAAUUUGUGCGCGAGCUGCAGAACGCCGCGUCCGGUGCGCAGGCUGCUGAAAAAAUUAUUGGUCAGUUUGGUGUUGGUUUCUACGCUUCUUUUAUGGUGGCGAAACAUGUCAAGGUAUACAGCCGUAGUGCGAAAAAGGGCAGUAAGGGUUUUCUGUGGGAGUCGGAUGGCACAGGCACGUUUAAGAUAACUGAGUGCGAGGGUGUGGACAAGGGGACAAAGAUUGUUCUUGACGUCAAGGACACGGAGCUCUCCUUUUGCACUCCACAGGUGUGUGAACGUGUUUUGAAAAAAUACAGCAAUUUUGUUUCGUAUGAGAUAACACUUAAUGGCGGGAAGGUGAAUACGGUCGAAGCACUUUGGAUGAAGGACAAGAAUGCCGUUUCCAAUGAAGAACAUAUCGAUUUUUACAAAUUCAUCUCGGGUGCAUAUGACAGUCCCAUGUUCCGUCUGCAUUACGUCGUGGAUGCUCCUCUUUCCAUCCGUGCCUUGCUGUACGUUCCACAAUCCCAUACUGAGAAGUACGGUGGGGGCCGUAUGGAGAGUGGUGUCAACCUUUACUGUCGUCGCGUGCUCAUUCAAUCCAAGGCAAAGGGCGUGCUUCCGGAAUGGCUACGCUUUAUUAAAGGUGCGGUGGACUCGGAGUCCAUUCCCCUCAACGUGUCGCGUGAACACACACAGGACGGAAGCAUGAUGCGACGUUUGUCGACGGUGCUCACCAAACGCAUUAUUCGUUGGCUGGAGGAGGAGGCAAAACAGGAUCGACAGAAGUACGAGCGUUUUAUUCAAGAAUACGGUCCCUUUCUAAAGGAGGGUGUAUGCACGGAUCAGGUGCACAAGAUGGAAUUGGCAAAGUUAUUGCGCUUUGAAACCACAAAAUCCGACAUUGAUUACCCUCUUGUCUCCCUGGAAGAGUACCGCGACCGAAUGCUGGCAAAUCAGACCCACAUUUAUUACAUCAACGCCCCUUCCAAGGAGAUGGCACUUCAGUCGCCGUACUACGAGCAGUACAAGGAGCACGAGCUUGAGGUGCUUGUCUGCACCGAGCCCAUUGAUGACUUUGUGAUGCAGCACCUGGACACGUACGCGAAGCACAAACUUCAAAACAUUGAGAUGUUUGACGCCUCCCUCGAUGGAAGUGUGCAGCACAAGAAGAAACUGGAGGGGGAAAAGGAAGACGUGAAAGUUGAAAAGCAGCUGACAGAGGCACAAGUGAAGGGGCUAAGUGACUUCAUUGCAAAACGACUGGUGGGUCGUGUGGGUGUUGUAAAAUCCACAAGUCGUCUGCGUGACAGUCCCGCUGUCAUUGCCGAUCACGAGUCGGCACAAAUGAGGAAGAUUUACCGCGUCACUGGGCAGAUGGCGGGCCCUCCCCCGAAGUACAACUUUCACUUCAACCCGAAGCACCCAAUUGUGCGCAAGUUGUACACGCUCUCCAUCUCGCCUGCCGCGGAGGAGGUGGAGACGGCGGGUCUUCUCGUGGAGCAGUUAUUUGACAACGCCGUCAUUUCCGCAGGGCUGCUGGAAGACCCUCGUUCAAUUGUCUCGCGUCUGAACAAUAUCAUGUCCCGCAUGGUGGAGAAUGUGCCGGAGCCGACGGCGGACAAGUAG